Geodia barretti is the source of this 2147-nucleotide messenger RNA. The record is from the annotation of a GenBank genome assembly. Lineage: Eukaryota; Metazoa; Porifera; Demospongiae; Tetractinellida; Geodiidae.
AGUGGAGGAGAGAGAGUGGUGGUGAGUGAGGUGAAUGAUGCAGAGACCAUUGUGACUGGACUGACUCCUGGUGUCCUCUACACAUUCUCUGUAUCUGCUGAGAAUGAUGUCUCCUCUCAGGACAACAAUAUCAAUGCCAGGAGUCUCAGUACCACUGCCACCACUCUGGAAGGAGUUGGAGGGACAGUGACAGAGUUUGUGGUGGGAGAGAAUGGAGUGUUGAGCUGGUCUUCUCCAGUUCCUCCCAAUGGAGUCAUUCUCUACUACAAUGUCAUCAUAUCCACAGCUGACUCUGGGCAACUGGUGGUCACCAGAGUUGAGGAGUUACACAUUCCAAAGAUUGACUUGCGUGAGCAUGGAGACAUUGGGAAAACAUACAAUGUUGUGGUGCAGGCAGUAACAGCUGUUGGAGGUGGAAAUUUCUCAUCUCCAGUGACAGUGUAUCUGGAGGAGCCAUCGGAAGACUCUGGUCCAGUAGUAGUGAUUGCAACCGUGACUGUCAAUUUAGUCGUUCUUACUGCCACUUUCUCUUUGCUUGUGGCUAGUGUCUUGGGCUACAAAUACUGGUGGAAGAGAAAACCUUCUCUGAGGAUUGAGCAUUGCACAACUACAGUUAGGCCUUGUGUGACUAGUAGAAAGGACCAGAAUCUGCCCAGUGCCCUGCUUGAUUUAAUCAAAGAAAUGUCCGAUGAUGGACUCUAUAUUCCUGAGAGCAGUAUCACCCUCCGCAGCAUUGUUGGUAAAGGAGAGUUUGGAAUUGUCUACAAAGCCGUAUUACAUGAUGAAAAAGGGUCUGUGGAGGAUUUUGUUGCAGUGAAGACAUUAAAAGGGAUCUUCAGUUUUAAUGAUGUUAGAAGUUUAGCCGAGGAGAGUCAUAUGAUGGCUAAAUUUGAUCAUCCAAAUGUCAUGAAGUUGCUGGGUGUUUCAAUCAGUGAGAGUAGGACCCUCCUCAUUAUCAUGCCAUUCAUGCACAAUGGAAAUCUACUCUCAUACUUGCGAAACAAUAGAGCAGAUUUGACAGUGGAAAACGAGAACAUGACUGAAAUGAUUGAAGAGAUGGCUGCGUAUCUACUCUCAAUCUGCCUUCAAAUUGCUAGGGGCAUGGAGUACUUGGCUUCUAACCAGUUUGUUCACCGCGACCUUGCUGCAAGGAACUGCAUGAUUGAUUUGAACCACGUCAUAAAAGUUGCAGACUUUGGUCUGUCGGAGGAGAUCUAUGCCAGAAACUAUUUCAGACAAGCAGAUAUGCAGGAGAGUGGGGAAGGCCCUGUGAAAUUACCAGUCAAGUGGAUGGCUCUUGAGAGCUUGAACGAUGGAGUCUUCUCAGAGAAAUCUGAUGUGGCAAGUACAAUAGGCAAUGACGAUUCACACACUGAUUGUUUCAAAUGUGCAGUGGUCGUUUGGAGUGACAUGUUGGGAGGUGUUUUCAUUGGGAAGGAAUCCCUACCCUGGAGUGGACCCCUUCUCUCUCAUGAGAUACUUGGAUGGAGGAGAGAGACUUGACAAACCACAAAAUACAGCUUGCUCCCAGGAAAUAUAUUGUAUAAUGAGUGAGUGUUGGGAUUCAGAACCUUGGAAGAGGCCCACCUUCUCGGAGCUGGUGACAGCCAUCUCUGCCAGUCUCCAGGACAUGGCCGGAUACCUGGACCUUACCUGUCCCUCAGUGACUGGUCUUAGUCACAGCAGAUCUGUAGAUUCCUAGAGACAACAAGUUCAAGUAGCUGCUAUAAACUCUUGCAAACUUUGUGUAAUGUGCAGUGAGGUAGCUAUACAAUUUUUGUGUUUUUCUGCAUUCAUUUUUCGAUAUCCAGCGUAUAUACUGAAUCACACUUUAAUAUCUUGGAUGUGUCAUUUCAUUUUUUUGACAUGUGUGACAAGUAGAAGGGACCUGAAUCUGCCCAGUGCCCUGCUGGAUUUAAUCAAAGAAAUGUCCGAUGAUGGACUCUAUAUUCCUGAGAGCAGUAUCACCCUCCGCAGCAUUGUUGAUAUUGUAUAAUGAGUGAGUGUUGGGAUUCAGAACCUUGGAAGAGGCCCACCUUCUCGGAGCUGGUGACAGUCAUCUCUGCCAGUCUCCAGGACAUGGCCGGAUACCUGGACCUUACCUGUCCCUCAGUCUGAGCAGAUCUGUAGAUUCCUAGAGACAACAA